Messenger RNA from Penicillium canariense, 1821 nucleotides. Its product is annotated as serine/threonine-protein kinase. NCBI's taxonomy places the organism in Eukaryota, Fungi, Ascomycota, Eurotiomycetes, Eurotiales, Aspergillaceae. Bases 1 to 1821 code for a protein of 606 amino acids. Gene Ontology annotation, biological process: spliceosomal complex assembly; protein phosphorylation; regulation of mRNA processing. The record is from RefSeq and is a predicted model, not a curated record. Gene Ontology annotation, molecular function: protein kinase activity; ATP binding. The transcript has 4 exons.
AUGGAGGGCGUUGAUCUCACCAAGGCCAUGUUGAACAAGGGGAAACAGAUAGCCAGUGUGGCUGCCUCCGCUGCCAAUGGCAACGGCGGCAAGAAGAGGAGAAAGGGCACUGACCUCAAACCCAUCGUCACCAAUGAUGCAAAGUCGGGCGAAGCGGGCGAGGCCACAGAAUCCAGUGGCGCCGCACCAAAUUCUAAAGCCAUUGGAACGUCAGGUUCGCGCUCGCCGUCUACCUCGUCGGGCGACGAGCUCGAAACCGCCGCCGAGGAGGAAGAUUCCGAGGAUUACUGCAAGGGUGGUUAUCACCCGGUAGCCGUGGGCGAGACAUAUAACAAUGGCCGGUAUGUCGUGGUGCGCAAGCUUGGGUGGGGCCACUUCUCGACCGUGUGGUUGUCGAGGGAUACGACCACGAACAAACACGUCGCGUUGAAGGUCGUUCGCUCCGCCGCCCACUACACCGAGACCGCCAUAGACGAGAUCAAGCUGCUCAACCGAAUCGUCCAAGCGAAACCUUCCCACCCGGGCCGCAAGCAUGUGGUCAGUCUGCUGGAUUCGUUCGAACACAAGGGACCCAACGGCGUCCACGUGUGUAUGGUGUUUGAGGUGCUGGGCGAGAAUCUGCUGGGUCUGAUCAAGCGAUGGAACCACCGGGGCAUCCCGAUGCCAUUAGUCAAGCAGAUCACGAAGCAGGUGCUACUGGGAUUGGACUACCUGCAUCGCGAGUGUGGGAUUAUUCAUACGGACCUCAAGCCGGAAAAUGUGUUGAUUGAGAUUGGCGACGUCGAGCAGAUUGUGAAAGCUCACGUACAGCAAGAAGAGGCGCAGAAGGAGACGGAGAAUAAGGAGGACAACCGGAAUGGGCGGCGGCGACGGCGCACGUUGAUUACGGGCAGCCAACCGCUUCCCAGCCCGCUGAACACCAGCUUCAGCAGCUUUGAUUUCAAACACAGCUCGUCCAAUUCGCACAGCAGUUUGAGCCAGAUGGUGAACGAUCCGACACCAAAUGAGCCAUCGAUGAGGGAGACCCUCGGGAUCAAGACCGAGGAUGAGCAGCAGAAGACGCGAGAAAAGACAGCGUACGCCCCCUCCCAGAAGUGGACAUUCACUACCGCCCGUACCACCCUGAAGCUAACGUAUCCCCCAAGUGAUCUCCUGGAGAGAGAAGUAUCCGGUAUAUCUCUCGACAAGAGCUCGUCAAGGAAGUCUCUCGAAGAGGAGAUCGACGCUAGCAUUAUCUCUGUUAAGAUCGCCGAUCUGGGUAACGCAUGCUGGGUUGGCCAUCACUUUACCAACGACAUCCAGACGCGGCAAUACCGCUCGCCGGAGGUUAUACUAGGUGCGAAAUGGGGGGCCAGUACGGACGUGUGGAGUAUGGCAUGCAUGGUCUUUGAACUCAUCACGGGAGACUAUCUCUUCGACCCGCAAUCCGGCACCAAGUAUGGCAAAGACGACGACCACAUCGCCCAAAUCAUCGAGCUGCUUGGACCUUUCCCCAAAUCUCUCUGCCUGUCUGGUAAAUGGUCGCAAGAUAUCUUCAAUCGCAAGGGCGAGCUGCGCAAUAUCCACCGCCUGCGCCAUUGGGCCUUGCCGGAAGUCCUACGCGAGAAAUACCACUACAGCGUGGAAGAAGCCAUGCGCAUCAGCGAAUUCCUCCUGCCCAUGCUGGACCUGUCGCCGGAGAAGCGCGCCAACGCCGGCGGCAUGGGGUCGCACGAGUGGAUGAAGGAUACGCCAGGCAUGGACGGGAUCAGCCUAGGCAUUCCGCCGGGGACGCGGGGCGAGGGGAUUGAGGGGUGGGCGGCCGAAGUCAAGCGGCGCUAG